This is a messenger RNA of Cucumis sativus (cucumber), 1684 nucleotides long. RefSeq names its product protein BIG GRAIN 1-like B. The coding region runs from base 226 to 1515 and encodes 429 amino acids. The record is from RefSeq and is a predicted model, not a curated record. Gene Ontology annotation, biological process: auxin-activated signaling pathway. NCBI's taxonomy places the organism in Eukaryota, Viridiplantae, Streptophyta, Magnoliopsida, Cucurbitales, Cucurbitaceae. The transcript has a single exon.
UUCACUGACUCUCUCUCUCUCUCUUUCAAAUCAUUUUUCUUUUUCUCUCUUAAUUUUCGUUCUUUCUCCUUCAGGCGUGGCCUUCCCCUUCUCAUCAUUCUCUUUUCUCUCUCACAUUAAACCCUAAACUCCAUUAAUGUUUCUUCUUCAACCUCUCAUCUCUGCUUUUUCUCCUCCAUAAUCAUAUAACUUCUAUUCUCUCUUCUUCUUCUUCUUUCUUCAACCAUGGAUCUUUGGGAUAAACAACUACCGGAACAUCCACAUGGUCCCCGUCACCGGAAACAGAAUCCUUCUUUUUCUUCUUCUCUUCUUGACGCUAUUUAUCGCUCCAUUGACGAUACCACCGGCGUCCAACGCCAAGAACAUCUCAUUUUCUACACUGCAGAGACUACGAGGAACAAACAGAGCAGCAGCAGCAGCAGUAGUAGUAUUGAUCAUCAUGAAAUUCAGGAGGAUAGGUUGAAUUUCCGUCGUGCUUGUAUGAUUGAGAAAUGGAUGGAGAAGAAAGUCUGUGAGAAGGUUGUUGUUCGUCGGACUUCUAUGGCGGAUUUCGAUCGGAAGGCUAGGAAUGUUCGUGAUCGUGAUUUCAAUCAUAAAUUGAUGAAUUCCAGUUCCAGUUCUUCGGAAUCGAGUUCUGGAGGGGGAUUUUCUUCGUCUGAAUCGGAAACCAGGUCGUCUUCUUAUACAAUGCAAAGGCCCAGGCCGAUUAGAACGGAGAAGCCUCAAUUUGAAGGUUAUGGAGAUGGAAUUAAAGUUUCGAUUCCUAAUCAGAAACCGAAGCAUGAAAAUAGCUUCGUGAAGACGAAAUCUAAAGCCCUAAAAAUCUACGGCGAUCUGAAGAAAGUGAAACAGCCAAUUUCUCCUGGCGGCCGUCUGGCGACCUUUCUGAACUCGCUAUUCAAUGGCGGAAGUCCAAAGAAACAGAAAUUCACAAAUUCCAGUAAACAAAACGACGCUUGUAUGAGAAAAUCAAAAUCCGCUCAAGGAUCAACAUGUUCAUCCGCAUCGUCGUUUUCUAGAUCUUGUCUGAGCAAAACACCGUCGUCCGGUGAGAAACUCAUAAACAGCGGGAGUACAAAACGAUCAGUGAGAUUUUGCCCUGUGAGCGUGAUACUAGACGAAGAAUCUCGACCUUGUGGACACAAAAGCCUUCAAGACGAGCUUGGUUUAAUGGCAGCAACAACAACUCUAAGAAACGCUCUGAGAAACGACCAUUGCAGAGGCAAGGAAGGUUCCGAAGAACAAGUACUGAUGAGCAUGAACAAUUGUUACGAAAAGAAGAUAAUCAAUGGCGAUGUGUAUAUAAACAGAGAAGAAGAUGAAGAUGAAGAUGAGGAAGAAGACGAAGAGGAAGAUGAAGACGAAGAUGAUGCAGUGAGUUGUUCGAGCUCUGAUUUGUUCGAAUUGGAUAACUUGUCGUCGAUCGGAAUAGAAAGGUAUCGGGAAGAACUGCCGGUGUAUGAAACUACGCAUUUCAAUACGAAUCAAGCAAUCGCCAAUGGAUUAAUUUUGUAAUAAUCAAUAAUUGAUAAUUAACCCAAAAAAAAAAAGAAGAAAAAGGAAAAAAUGGGGAUUUUGGUAAAAAGUUUUUUUUUCUUUUCUUUUAUUUUAUUAGCCUUUUGGAAUUAGUGUGUUGGGGGUUUACAUGAAGAAUAACUAAAGAUUUUCCCUUUCAUUUUUUUUC